Paraglomus occultum is the source of this 915-nucleotide messenger RNA. The record is from the annotation of a GenBank genome assembly. NCBI's taxonomy places the organism in Eukaryota, Fungi, Glomeromycota, Glomeromycetes, Paraglomerales, Paraglomeraceae.
AUGAACCCCGGUGGUUCCGUAAAAGACAGAGCUGCGUUAUAUGUAGUGAAGGACGCUGAAGAGUGUGGUUUACUCAAACCGGGCGGUACAGUCGUCGAAGGCACAGCUGGUAAUACCGGAAUCGGACUCGCGCACGUCUGUCGAUCAAAAGGGUAUAAAUGCGUGAUAUACAUGCCGAACACGCAAAGUCAAGAAAAAAUCGACUUGCUUCGAAUGUUAGGUGCUGAAGUCUAUCCGGUUCCUGCAGUCCCAUUUGAAGAUCCGGCAAAUUAUAACCACCAAGCCAAACGACAUGCAGAAAAACUGUCGAACGCUGUAUGGACCAAUCAGUUUGAUAACACAAGCAAUCGUCGUGCGCAUUAUGAAACGACUGGACCCGAGAUAUGGGAUCAGACAGACGGCACUGUUGACGGUUUUACGUGUGCUACUGGUACUGCGGGAACGUUAGCCGGAGUUACUAAAUUUUUGAAAGAGAAAAAUCCCAAUAUUAAAUGUUUUCUGGCCGAUCCGCCUGGAAGCGUGUUAUACCAUUAUGUAAAAAGUGGAGGUGCCUUGUUGGAGAGAAGCGGAACCAGUAUUACGGAGGGAAUAGGGCAAGGAAGAGUAACGGACAAUUUGAAGGAAGAUAUCGGUUCGAUGGAUGAUGCCAUGCAAAUACCGGAUGAAAAAAGCAUUGAAAUGGUAUAUCGUUUGUUAGAUGAAGAAGGAUUGUAUGUGGGUGCGUCUACUGCAUUGAACGUCGUUGCUGCCGCGGAGAUGGCUAAGAUUCUUGGCCCGGGGAAGAAAAUUGUAACUAUUCUUUGCGAUGGAGCUUAUAGAUAUCAGUCGAGAUUAUUCAGUCGCCAGUGGCUAGAAAGCAAGAAUCUUUUGAAUGCUAUUCCUGACCAUUUACAGAAAUAUAUAGUAUUACCAUGA